AUGGCUGGAAAUAAUCAGCAGCUACCACGUUUUUUUGAAUCAAUAUCCACAAAUCCAGCUGUACCACUCUACAAGUGUAAUGCAUGUCGCAGCCGAAAUAUAGUCAAUUAUGAACGGCAUUCCAAUUCUUUACCACAUAAAAGAAAUGUUGAGAGAUUAGUAGCCGAAGAGGAUGAUAAUGAAGAACUACUUGCUCCACUUUCACGUGCACCAGCUCUGUCUUCUUCAAACAACCAAUGGCCUGAAGAUGCUAUGGACACGGAUGACAAAUCAGAUCAGCUUGGUGAUUCAAUUUUAGACGUUUUAGACCUUUUAGGACCGAUCCUGUCCGAUGAUGACGAUUCCUCAAACUCUGGGUCCGAAACUGAACAAAGACAGUUAUUAUUUCAAGCGCUUGAGAUGUUGGAUAAAGAAGACUUGGACGGAGAUGAUGAUGACACUGAUUAUGAAGCAAUGCUUGAUGCUGAGCUAGCCAAUGCAAAGAAAGAAGAGGAUCUUGAUGAGUUGGUCACUGCGGGAACGGCGUUGAAUUCAAUAUUUCCCGAUCACUCUGAGGUUCAACACGCACUGGGGCGGGAUGUAACCUUGAAUCACCGUUUAGAUUUCAUUGCUGGUAAUAAAGUGCAACACAACUCCACCGCUUCUAUUCCAUCUUAUUUAUCAAACUUACAAACCAAACACUUGUGGCAAGAAAUUGAAAGUCUGACUUUACUCAACAAACAAAAAACUAUUGAAGAUGUACAGCUUUAUGAUCUGAACUGA
This is a messenger RNA of Melampsora larici-populina 98AG31, 762 nucleotides long. RefSeq lists its product as uncharacterized. The record is from RefSeq and is a predicted model, not a curated record. The transcript has 5 exons. Bases 1 to 762 code for a protein of 253 amino acids. NCBI's taxonomy places the organism in Eukaryota, Fungi, Basidiomycota, Pucciniomycetes, Pucciniales, Melampsoraceae.